GAGGUUUUCCUAAGAGUCCUAAGUAACAUUCAAGUACAACAACUAAUUUUGCCGAAUAUAGCCAUAAACCUUAAAUUUCUGAAAACCCCAAAACAGUUAAACCUCAAUCUCCUACUCUCUUCUCACUCAACCUGCCCCGCUUUCGCCUUCCCUUCUACCUCGCCGUGCCAUCACCAUUUCACCACUCAGCCGCCCACCACAGCCAUUGUCGCCGCCCACCACCACCACCACCGCCACCAUCACCCGCCGCACCAUUCCCUCUCUCCUUGCCGUACACACCAAAGGUUUAGCCUCCAUAUCUCAAACAUUACACAAUCAUACAUUUCUAAUUCAUAAUCUCUCUUGUAAUAUUUGAAACACAAAUCCCUAAUUUUGCAUCCAUUAAAUAAUCAUUGUCAAAAUCACAGCAUAAUCAAGCUUAUUCAAUUAUAAUGGGAGAAUCAAAUCAAACCUCAAGAUUGACAUGGGAAGGUUGCAGUGUUUUGCUUGAUAUUAAUGAUGGUGAACGCCUUGUUUUCGCCCGCCUUUCUCCUGCUGCGACUUUGAAGAUUGGCAAGAAGAAUUUUUCAUUGCAGCCUAUUGUUGGUUGCCCGUUUGGUUCGUCGUUUCGUGUUGAUAAUGGGAAAGACGGGCCGUAUUUAUCUCGUGUUGUACCUUCAGAAGAGGAAGGAGGUAAUAAUGUUCAAGAGGAAGAAAAUGUGACAGGUGAAGAAUUGAGAGAUAAUAGAGCUCUAGUUGAUAACAAUACUGCUCAAAGUCUUACUGGAGAGGACAUAGAUGAAAUGCGAAGACAAGGUGCAACAGGUGAACAGAUUGUAGAAGCUUUAAUUGCCAAUAGCACAACUUUUGAGAAUAAGACAUCUUUCUCACAGGAGAAGUACAGGCUUCGUAAGCAAAAAAAAUAUGCUCCCAAAGUACUUGUUAGGCGUCCUUUUGUUCGAAGCAUAUGUGAUGCAUACUUCAGGAAAUAUCCUGCAAGAAUUGGUUGCUUACGAUCAGAUUCUCUAGCUCUUCUACUUUCAAUGGCCAAUGUUACUGCGCACUCAGAUGUCUUGGUGGUAGAUAUGGUUGGUGGGAUUGUUACUGGUGCUGUGGCAGAACGUUUAGGAGGUACUGGGUAUGUUUGCAACAUGCAUCUGGGUGUCACACCACAUUCCUUGGAAAUAGUUAGGAUCUUCAAUUUCAAUAAUGACACCUGCAAACGAAUUGUUCGUUGUUGUCUCAAUGAUCUAUGCCCCGGUCAAAAUGGAAGCCACGUACAAAACGAGAACAUGGCAAGUGAUUCAGGGAAUCAACUAGAUGUUACUGAAGAAGAUGUUUCCCUGGAGGAAAAUAAGACAUCAGUCGACACUUCCAACAAAACUGGUAAACGGGAUCCCACAACUUGCAAAGCAAUAAAAGCAGGAGAAGUGGCUUCAGAAGAGCUUAUUGAUUCAUGGAAAGAAAAGGGUUUUUCUAGCUUAAUAAUUGCAGCACCUGAGCAGGAUGUAUGGGGCAUAUUGCAAAAGCUACUACCUCAUUUAUCAUACUCGGCCUCUUUUGCAAUUUAUCACCAAUAUCUCCAGCCACUUGCAGAAUGCAUGCACAAUUUACAAAGUGAGAAACUAGCAAUUGGAUUACAAAUUUCAGAACCUUGGCUCCGAGAAUAUCAGGUACUUCCAUCAAGAACUCAUCCUCAUAUGCAGAUGAGUGCAUUUGGUGGAUAUAUACUAAGUGGGACUAAGAUUUGUACGAGUGAGUCUGGUGCUCAAUAACGCAUAUACAAGGGGCAACAUGUCUGUUAGGUAGGGAAAUGUACUUGACAUACGAGGCUAAAAAUGUCUGUUAGGUAGGGAAAUGUACUUGACAUACGAGGUUAAAAAGCAGGAACUAAGUCCUCAACCUCGAGUAUUUUUGAUAUGUUUCUAUAUUAGACGGUGGUUGUAAGUGAUCUGUAGUUACUACAACGAGCUUUGCUUGGUGUAUUCAAAUUUGUUGAAAUUUUGAAAUGGGUCUUUGCUGUGAAAGUUUGAAAUGUCUACGCAGUAAUUGUUUUGGACAAAAUUUGUAAGAAUAUUAAUUUAUCUAAGAGAGGGUGUCAAUAAUUGUACUUAAAUUAUAAGGGUUAUUAUGAACAAGAAUAUUGAUUUAAA
Molecule: messenger RNA, 2132 nt
Organism: Chenopodium quinoa (quinoa)
Lineage: Eukaryota; Viridiplantae; Streptophyta; Magnoliopsida; Caryophyllales; Amaranthaceae
Product: tRNA (adenine(58)-N(1))-methyltransferase non-catalytic subunit trm6-like
Exons: 13
Coding region: 432-1754 (440 amino acids)
Biological process (GO): tRNA methylation
Cellular component (GO): tRNA (m1A) methyltransferase complex; nucleus
Source: RefSeq, a predicted model, not a curated record